AUGGCAACAUCAAACAUCCUUACUCCACUCAAAGAGGUCAAAAUCUCCAAACAUCAAAUCCCAGCCCAUGGCUUGACGCCAAAUACAUCAAUACAAAAGAAGCCUUUGCUUCUAUACAGAAAUGUGUUUAUAGCGAAUACAAGUGCUGGUCAGAUUGAAGAGCACUUGAGGGGGUUAGGGGUUGUGGAGCCCGCUUGGCGGUAUACUAUGUACUCGACAUCCCACUUCCACACCACAUCUCACGAAGUCCUGUGCAUAUCCUCUGGCUCAGCAUCCCUCUGUUUUGGGCACGAAGACAAUCCCUCUUGCGUCAAAGAAACUGUAAAACAAGGGGAUGUCAUCAUCGUACCUGCGGGAGUUGCACAUAGACUACUGGAGGAUUUGGAGGGAGGCUUUGAGAUGGUGGGGAGUUAUCCGAAGGGAAAGAGUUGGGACAUGUGUUAUGGGAAAAGGGGAGAGGAGGGGAAGGUCAAGGGGAUCGGGGGGCUGGGGUGGUUUGGGGUGGAUCCGGUGUAUGGGGUGGGUGGACCUGCUGUGGAUGUGUAG
Messenger RNA from Aureobasidium subglaciale EXF-2481, 546 nucleotides. RefSeq lists its product as uncharacterized. The record is from RefSeq and is a predicted model, not a curated record. The transcript has 2 exons. NCBI's taxonomy places the organism in Eukaryota, Fungi, Ascomycota, Dothideomycetes, Dothideales, Saccotheciaceae. Bases 1 to 546 code for a protein of 181 amino acids.